Molecule: messenger RNA, 4648 nt
Organism: Megalobrama amblycephala (Wuchang bream)
Lineage: Eukaryota; Metazoa; Chordata; Actinopteri; Cypriniformes; Xenocyprididae
Gene: plcd3a
Product: phospholipase C, delta 3a
Exons: 16
Coding region: 362-2722 (786 amino acids)
Biological process (GO): intracellular signal transduction; lipid metabolic process
Molecular function (GO): calcium ion binding; phosphatidylinositol-4,5-bisphosphate phospholipase C activity
Source: RefSeq, a predicted model, not a curated record
UAAAAUAGGCUAAAAAUAAAAGUAAAACCAAUUACACAGUCUAGCUCUCUAUUCAUAUAGUUUGCCUUGAAGCAGAGGCUGUGACGCUACAGUAAGUGUGUCACACAGUGUGAGUGAGUGACUCGUGUUCAUCAGCGAAAUAUUUAUCGCUCCUCGCCGGACUCGAGUUACGCGCUGCGCUUUUAGAAGCGUCAAGUGUUUUAGGACACGCGUCACAGCAGCAGCGUUGAUUUCACAUGCAUUGACCCACAGAUUUAAGCGCUUACUUCAGAACUAUUUUGUCUACUGAUUAUUCACAUUUACCUCCCGGUUCAAGACGGUUGUAAGGAGUACUGCCUGGAACCGGCGGAAUAUAUUCAACAUGUUGGGGAGAAAGAAGAAACCAGAGACCGUUCAGACUGAAACUAAAGAGUUCGAGUCGAAAACCCACGAUCCGCUUCGGAGGCUUGGUGUUUUAGACGAUGAAGAUGUGCGUGUGAUGCUGCAAGGAUCAAAGAUGGUAAAGGUUCGAUCUCAGCGUUGGAGGAAGGACCGGAGCCUGAAGCUUCUGGAGGACUGUGUGACGGUGUGGUGUGAGUCCAGCAAAACCUCCCGCAAGGGCAAGAGUCAGCAGACCUUCUCUGUGACGGAGGUGGAGUGUGUGCGGGAAGGCUGUCAGUCGGAGUGUCUGCGACGGAUGGCAGGUCUGGUUCCAGAGAAACACUGCUUCACUGUGGUCUUUCGUGGGGGAAGGAAAAGCCUGGAUCUGUGCUGCCCCACACAGGAGGAAGCGGAGCGCUGGGUCCGAGGCAUCCGCACACUCAAAGACCGAGUCUCCAACAUGAGUCAGAAAGAAAAGCUGGACCAUUGGAUUCGAAGCUAUCUGAGACAUGCAGAUCAGAACCAGGAUGGAAAGAUGAGCUACGACGAGGUGAAACAUCUGCUACAGCUGAUCAACAUUGACCUGAACGAACAGUAUGCUCGUUCCCUCUUUAAGAAGUGUGAUCGUUCCUGUGACGGGCGGCUGGAUCACGUGGAGAUCGAGGAGUUCUGUCGUGAGCUGAUGCGCAGGCCGGAGCUGGACGCGGUGUUCAGGCAUUAUUCCGGUAACGGAUGUGUGCUCACCACCUUGGAGCUGCGGGAUUUUCUUGGAGACCAGGGCGAGGACGCAUCGCUGGCCCAUGCGAAGAGUCUCAUCCACACCUAUGAGCUCAACGACUGGGCCCAGAAGAAUCUGUUCAUGACCCAGAACGGUUUCACCAUGUACAUGCUCUCAAAAGAGAACGAUGUGUUUAACCCGGAUCACGCUCACGUGUAUCAGGACAUGAGCAGACCACUGGCUCACUACUACAUCUCUUCUUCUCAUAAUACAUACCUGACUAAAGACCAGGUGACCAGCGCCAGCAGCACUGAGCCUUAUAUCAGAGCUCUGCAUCAGGGCUGUCGCUGUGUUGAGCUGGACUGCUGGGAUGGUGAUAAAGGAGAGCCCAUGAUCUUCCACGGACACACGCUCACCUCCAAAGUGCUCUUUAAAGAAGUCAUCGAGACCAUCGCUCAAUACGCCUUCAAGGCGUCUCCAUAUCCUCUGAUCUUGUCCCUGGAGAAUCAUUGCUCAGUGGAGCAGCAGGCGGUCAUGGCGCAGCACCUUCGCUCCAUUCUGGGCAAAAAGCUCCUGAAGAAGCCACUUAAUGAGCUGCCCCUCAAACAGCUGCCCUCCCCUGAGGAGUUGAUGGGGCGGAUCCUUCUGAAGGGGAAGAAGUUGAAUGGUCUGCUGGGGAAGACUGACAGCUGGAUUAGCUUCUCAAAUAGCUCAGAUGAAGAUCCUGCUGCGGGAGGGGGCGGGAACAAAAAGGAAUCCAAAAAGGAUCCUGUAAGGUCUGUGAGCACUAAACUGAGUCCAGAGCUGUCAGAUAUGGUGGUGUAUUGUCAGAGCGUGCCCUUCAGUGGUUUCGAGAAAGCCAGUCAGAGACCUCCUAGCUUGAUGUCCUCUUUCUCUGAAAAUGAGGCACUUAAACUCAUCAAAGACUCGGGGAAAAUGUUUGUUCGACACAACAGUCGGCAGCUGAGCAGGAUUUACCCAUCAGGCCAGAGAUUACAGUCCUCCAACUACGACCCCCAGGACAUGUGGAACGGGGGCUGCCAGAUGGUGGCUCUGAACUUCCAGACACCGGGAGAGCAGAUGGAUCUGAACCAGGGCCGCUUUCUGCCCAACGGGCGCUGUGGAUACGUGCUCAAACCUGACUUCCUGUGUCACCCGAAGUCCGACUUUGACCCUGAGAACACAGGUGGAGGACCAGGACACAUACCCACACAACUUACCAUACGGGUGAUUUCCGCUCAGCAACUUCCUAAAAUAAACACUGACAAGCCCAACUCCAUUGUGGACCCGCAGGUCUGGGUGGAGAUUCAUGGAGUUUCCAUCGAUAAGGCUCGUGCCAAAACCCAGCGCAUUGACAACAAUGGUUUCAACCCCCGCUGGGAUUGUACUGUGAGUUUUCAGCUGCAGGUGCCUGAACUGGCCUUGGUGCGUUUCAUGGUGGAAGAUCAUGACCACAAAGCUAAGAACGAUUUUAUUGGCCAAUUCACCCUCCCCUUCACCAGCCUGCGAACAGGUUAUCGUCACGUUCACCUGCUAAAAGCAGACGGCUCCAGUCUGUCUCCUGCCACCCUCUUCAUUCAUGUCAAGGUUGUACGGCGGGGAGUUCCUAUUAAAACCGUUUCUGAGCGGAUAGGCAAAGCCUGAUGCUUUUGUCAUACAGUAGUUCCUGGAAAUGUUUAUUUCCUGAAGUACAAUACCUUACUGAAGGAAAAGCCACUGAGUCGGGCUCUUGAGGUGCUGCGACUCUUCAGAAUGAGACCACCUGAAACAUGUGACACUGGAUGUACAUGGACAAACUCAGUCUCAAGAAUGUCAAUGUAGACCUGAAGUGCAUUUGGCUUUUGCAUCGUGAAUCUGUGGUGUUGUCUGCAGAGCAGAGCGUCUAACAUGUUAAGGACAUGUUACAGUUGGAGCUAAAUAUGUUAUAAAGUCAGUAUCGUUAGAAGUUACAAGUCAGUGUUGUUUAUAGAGUCUGUUUCCAUGGAGACACAGAAUUCUAUUGAGUCUGUAUUUAAAAUAUUUAACACUUUUUAUGAUAAUUUAAUAUUUUAAUUGAAUUUAAACUAGUUUUGAGAUGCUGGACAAGAAUUGUUUGUGCAUGUAGACAGAAAUGAUCUUCUGUCUUUACUUGUUUUAAUGUUUGAAUAUUGUAAUUAUGUUGGAGGUUUUGAUAUGCUGAAUACUGACAGGAUAAAGAAAGUGUAGAAAAAAAAAACAUUGAAAUGAUACUGGAAGCAUAGCAAGUAUAUGGACUGUUUAGUAAGGUCUAUGACUGAUUUUUUUUUUUUACUCAAGUAUGUUUUAAUUGAUUUAAACACCAUUGACGUUCCAAUUAGAUAAUUCUGAGAAAUAAUAUAUCUAAAUAUUUUUUAAAUAACUAUGACUAAUGAUGAAAUCUGUGUUUAACAUAAUGUCUGAGACAGAAGAUUUGAUCAUUAAACCUAAAAGCAAACAUUGUAAAUGUUCAGUGUCCUAACCACUUGACCAGUUACUUUCCUUAAAGGGAUAGUUCACCCAAAAAUGAAGAUUCUGUCAUCAUUUACUCACCCUCAUGUCAUUCCAAACCUGUAUAAAUGUCUUUGUUCUGUUGAACACAAAGGAAGAUAUUUUGAAGAAUGUAGGAAACUGAACAGUUCUGGGGCACCAUUGACUUCAAUAGUAGUUUUUUUCCUACUAUGGAAGUCAAUGGUGUCCCAAAGCGGCCUGGACAUAAACUUUCAUCUAAAUAUCUCCCUUUUUGUGUUCAGCAGAACAAAGAAAUUCAUACAGCUUUGGAACGACAUGAGGGUGAGAAAAUGAUGUUUUUUUUAUGUUUUUUCAGUGUUUUUUUGGGUGAACUAUCCCUUUAAGGUGCAGGCAAUUAUAGCACUUGCUCCUAUAUGUUAUGGCUAAGAUUGUUGAAUUAUGGUUGAGUUAUAGAGUUCCCAAAGGUCUGUGUUUUGCACUAGGCUAUGAUAAUUAAUUGUAUAUGAUAUGUAAUAAUGUAAUAUCAAAUGCUUCUUUACAAACAUGUUUUAAUUGUAGAUUUUAUGUUUCACAGUAACAGACCGUUCCCUGAUCUUAAUGUCUUACUUGUUGUUCAUACAGUACUGUAUGUGUGUGUGUGUGUGUGUGUGUGUGUGUGUGUGUGUAUACAUGCAUAUUUUUCCUAUGUUGUAUUGAAAUAGAUAAUCAGUUAUUAAAUAAAUUAAUAUUCAUAUUUGCAUAGCUAAUUGUACCUAAUUAUUGUAUGAUAGAUAGAUAGAUAGAUAGAUAGAUAGAUAGAUAGAUAGAUAGAUAGAUAGAUAGAUAGAUAGAUAGAUAGAUAGAUAGAUAGGACUGUCACACAUAAAAUGAAAGAACUACAGAGACCGUCGGGCUUUGCGGCAGUCCACCAAUGGUUUUGCGGGGUGUGAGAGCGCAGGGCGAGAUCCUCACUUCCUGGUUAAAGAUGGCGGAUGAGAAUGAGACAGCACCGCAGCUGGAGAAAGAAACUGAGGUAGAAGAGGAUCAUGGACAUUGCAGCAAUUGUGAAAAUGAAGAGCAUCACUCUGAUGACGGGGAGAAGGGUGACACAGGUGCCAAGAAGAA